Messenger RNA from Alligator mississippiensis (American alligator), 2858 nucleotides. RefSeq names its product complement C2. Lineage: Eukaryota; Metazoa; Chordata; Crocodylia; Alligatoridae. The record is from RefSeq and is a predicted model, not a curated record. Gene Ontology annotation, biological process: proteolysis; complement activation. Gene Ontology annotation, molecular function: serine-type endopeptidase activity. Gene Ontology annotation, cellular component: extracellular region. The transcript has 18 exons. Bases 66 to 2384 code for a protein of 772 amino acids.
AGGGUGGGCAGGAUUUCCACCAGAGCAGAGCAGCCGGCACUGGAGCAGCCACAACCUGCCCUGCCAUGGUCCCCCCACUCUGCGCCCUCCUGCUUCUCAUCCUCACCUCAGGCUCUGGGGCCCGGGCCCUACUGCCAGCUGAGUCCCCCCAGUGCAGUGGGGAUGUGGGCAUCCAGGGGGGCAACGUGAGCCUGUCAGAUGGGUUGCGCCCAGGCAGCCUCCUCACCUACCUGUGCCCCCUUGGCACCUACCCCUACCCCCAGCCCAGCCGCCUCUGCCAACCCAGUGGGCAUUGGACCCCUCUGCGUACCUCCUCCAGCACCCACAACCCCACCCCUACCUGCCGCAAGAUGCGGUGCCCACCACAGCUGCAGUUCGAGCAUGGGACUGUGGGGCCACGCCGCACCUUCUAUCUCGUGGGCUCUGAGCUCACCUUCGAGUGCCGUGAUGGCUACACCCUGCGUGGGAGCGCCCUGCGUCGCUGCCUGCCCACAGGCCGCUGGGACGGGGAGAUGCCAGCCUGCGAUGAUGGAGCGGAGCACUGCCCCGAGCCUGGUGUACCGGCCGGGGCGCUGCGGCGUGGCUCCCGCUACCGCCAGGGUGACCGUGUAUCCUACCGCUGCCAGGGGACCCUGGCUCUAGUGGGGUCCCCUGAGCGUGAGUGCCUACCCACUGGGGAGUGGUCUGGGGCGGAGCCCACCUGCCGCUUCCCUUUCUCCUACGACUUGCCUGAGGAUGUCACGGCCUCAUUCGGGGCAUCCCUGAUUAGUGUCCUGGGUUUUGUGGCCUCCUCAACCUCCACCGACCAAAACCAGCCUGUCCUCAAGACCUACUCCCUGGAGCGGCGGCUGAUCCUCAGCCAGGACAGUGUCCUCCAUCUCUACCUGCUCGUGGAUGCCUCCAAGAGCGUCAGUGAGGCCAACUUCCAGGUCUUCAAGGACUGUGUCAAGAUCAUGGUGGACCGGAUUGCCAGCUUUGAUGUGCCUGUGAAAUUUGCCGUCAUCUCGUAUGCGUCCAAGCCCAUCGUGAUCGUUCCCAUAAAUGGAGAAGAAGCUGGCGAUGCUGACGAAGUCCUUGAACGCGUGGAGAACCACAUGAGCAAGAAAGCUCAUGGCAACAGGACAGGGACCAACAUCCAUGAUGCACUGCAGGAAAUCUAUCACUGGAUCAUCUUCCAGAAGGAGGCGUUGUCCAAGACCAACAAACCGGAUGAGUGGAAGAAAGUAAGGCAUGCUGUCAUCCUGCUGACGGAUGGCAAAUUCAACAUGGGCGGGUCCCCAAAACAUGCUGUGACCAAAAUCGAAGAUGUCUUGGAGGUGAAGCCAGACAGGAAUGAUUACCUGGACAUCUAUGCCUUUGGAGUGGGGCAGACGGAUGUGGAGUGGGAAGACCUCAACGCCAUUGCCUCCAAGAAGAUUGGGGAGCAACAUGCCUUCAAGCUCAAUGGCCCUGUGGAGCUCCGCACUACCCUGGACAGCAUCUUGGAUGUGAAGAGCAUCGGGGAGGUGUGUGGACUCGGGAACCACUCAGAGGGUGCCACAGCCCAGCAGAUGAACCCCUGGCACGUGGUCAUUAGGCCAGAACGGGGGGAGUCAUGCCGGGGGUCACUGGUGGCCGACCGCUGGGUGCUGACAGCUGCGCACUGCUUCAACAAUGUGCAGAACACCAAGCUCUGGAGGGUCAACAUAGGUUCCAAGGAUAUCCAAAUUGCGCAGCGCUUCGACCACCCGCAGUACAACGUCCGGGCCAAGGUGGACCAAGGCAUCCCUGAGUUCUAUGACUAUGACCUCUCCCUGCUGCAGCUGGAGAGACCCGUGCACUUUUCCGCCACCAUCAGGCCGAUCUGCCUGCCCUGCACCAAGGAGGCGAACCGAGCCCUGAGGAAACCAGUGAGGGCGACCUGCAAGGACCACGAGGUAGAACUGCUGAGGCAGGCACGGGUCCCGGCCCAGUUCAUCUCUCUGGACAAUGAGCGCCUGAGCGUGCACAUCAAGACCAAUGAGAUGUGGGCACGCUGCACAGAGGGAGCAGUGCAGCCAGGGACGCUAUAUGCAGGCAAGGCAAACGUAUCGGAUGUGGUCACGCAGCGCUUUCUCUGCUCCGGCCCUGAGAGCACCGGCGAGCCUGAGGCCUCCACCUGCAAGGGUGAGUCCGGCGGGUCCUUGUUCGUGGAGAAGAAGAUGAGGUAUUUCCAGGUGGGCGUGGUCAGCUGGGGCACCUACAACCCGUGUGCCCAGAGUCGCCCUGACAACCAGGGGCGGAUGCAGAGGAAGCCACCGCCCCACAGGCACCAUCCCCGCGACUUCUACCUCAGCCUCUUCCAGACCCAGGAUUGGCUGCGGGAGCACCUCAGCCCCGCCCUCCACUUCCUGCCCCCGGCCUGACCCCUCGCCCCUGACCUCCACCAUCCCAGCAUGCCCCGGGGAAUGGCCCCCAUCGCUGCCAUCCCAGCAUGGCCUGCUGAGAAGACUUCCCGCUGCCCAGCAUGCCCCGGAGUGGGUGCCCCCCAUCAACGCCAUCCCAGAGACUCCCAGCAUAUUGUGCUGUAGAGACCCCUGACAUCCCUUCAUGGGCCAGGGCACGGGCCCCCACUGCCACCAUCCCAGCAUGCCCUGCUGUAGAGACCCCCAACAUCCCAGCAUGCCCUAGAGUGUGGGGCCCUCACCCCUGACAUCCCAGAAUGCCUUGCUCCAGACACAGCCGUGGCCUGGCCAGCAUAUCUCUCCCCAAAAUCCCAGGGCCCGACCCAGCAUCCUGUGCUCUGCUCCAAUGGCCCACAGUCCUUUGCGCUCAGUCCCUUCCCAGCAUCCCGUGCUGCUGAUGGAACAAUAAAGUCCUGGUGUCAAGACAGAACUUCA